AUGUCUGUUCCGCAGAAAGUCAAGAAGAUCCUUAUGGAUACAUAUGGUGAGGUCUUUCUUUCCAACAACGAGCUCAGUAAACUUACCAAGGCGAAGCGUCUUGCAUAUCUACGGCUUGUCUUUGACUAUGUCACUCUAUAUCUCAACGUCCAUUAUCCGUUGCGUCUCGUAAGGCUAACAGUGCAUUUGCGACCCGUGGACGUGGGUAACUAUCUUCAAGGAACAAAGCUACAUUUGAACAACUUCAAGAAUGUCCGCCUGAUUGGUGCGCAAGUUAUUGAUUCAGACGGAUCCACGGUCAAUCUCAUUGCACAAUUUCUUCACUUCUUAAUCAAUUCUCUCGGGCAAACACCAACAAAGCUGCUCUGGCGAUUUUACAACAAUAGUCCAGGCGAAUACGACACCAAUAAUGGAUUCAGUUCAACUCUCUCAAAGCUCUUCGUAAAAUACAAUGGAAAGCCGAUGAGCAUGAACAUGAUCCGCCACAUUGUUGAAUCACAUCUGAUCCAGUCACCAACAUAUGCGAAGCUUAAUAAUCGAGAGAAACACGACCUUCACGCUAAGCUACUCCAUAGCCAGUUUGCUGCCAAUACGAGCUACAACAAGAUUGCAAACAGAUCCACAGCAUCAGAGGUUAACGAGGAAGCUCCUGACUUCUCUUAUGAGCCAGCACCUCAACCACCAUCACCUGCUAAGCCGCAAACACGUUCUAAAACACACUAUGCCGUCUCUCAUGCGUUCGUUGAUUUAUGGCACCUGAUUGAAGAUGAGAAGAGCUUCGACAAGCAUGUGUUCAGCCUUCUCGAUGAGCCUGAGCAAGACUUCAUGAGAUACUGCUUUAUCAAAUGUCAUAUCAAGUCACGAGAAUUUGAUUCGGUGUACAAUGAGGAACUGGAUGGUGUUGUAAAGCGCCUGAAGAUGCUACAAGGAGCUACGGCUAUUGGUGAUGAUAAUCCAGACAUAAAAAAGGAAAUGAAGCAGCUUCUUGACAAGCUGUAUGAGAAGGGAGUUUUCUCAACAAACUAUUACACUCAAUUCAAGCGUCUGAUGAAGCUCUCAUAG
Molecule: messenger RNA, 1062 nt
Organism: Phytophthora nicotianae INRA-310
Lineage: Eukaryota; Oomycota; Peronosporomycetes; Peronosporales; Peronosporaceae
Exons: 2
Coding region: 1-1062 (353 amino acids)
Source: RefSeq, a predicted model, not a curated record